Molecule: messenger RNA, 2643 nt
Organism: Andrographis paniculata
Lineage: Eukaryota; Viridiplantae; Streptophyta; Magnoliopsida; Lamiales; Acanthaceae
Product: rapid alkalinization factor-like
Exons: 1
Coding region: 1905-2264 (119 amino acids)
Source: RefSeq, a predicted model, not a curated record
AAAGAAAAGGUAUUUUAGUCUUUUAUAUUCUAUUUUAUACCAACUUUCAAUUAAAUACUAUUAUUUCUUAAUUUUCGUUCCAACACCCAAUAAGACAUUUAUUUUGGGACAAAGAAAAUACAUAUAGAACAUAAAUAUAUAAUACGCCCCUGUUUACCGUGAUCCCCUUUCCACCUGGCCAGGGCCGGCCCUAAAUAGAUGAUUUCAUCUACACUAUGGAACAAUACAUUGACAAUGCAGACAUGUUUUGAGAUGAUACAAAAUUCAUAUUGGUUCUUGUUACCUUAAAAGAUUGACCGUACAUAGUGGAGGUGGAAAGGAGUAUAUGGUGACAAAGAGGAUAUCACCGUGUGGAUGACAUUUAAUGUGAAAUUUAAAACUAAUUUCACAUCUUCUGAUGUUGAGGAAGAGUCAGGAUGAAGUCUAAGGGUUCACUGUUUGAAGCAUCAGGAUGAGCAUUUGAAAUAAUACAUUUCGGGUGUGUUUUGUUUAGGGGUUUGGAUUUUGUAUUGGGAUUUGAAUAGUAAAAAUUUUGAAUUUGAAUAGUUGUAUGAUGUGAUAUAAAUAAGUGUUGAUAUGAUGUUUUGAAUAUAAAAUUAAUUUAUAGUACUCCCUCCGUCUCGAAAUUAAAUAUCCAUUUGCUUUUUGCACGUAGUUUUAGAAAUAUUAGUAUUAUAUUGAGAUAUAUUAGGAAUAAAGUAGAAAUGACUAAAAUAAUUUUAUUAGUACGUGGAAUACAGAGGUAAUGACAUUUGUGUAAUAUAUUGUAAGUUGUAAGGGUAUUUAUAAUGUUAAGUAGAUAGUGCGGUUAUUAAAAAAGGAAAUGGAUACUUUGUUAUGGGACAUACUAAAAUAAAUAGAAAAAUAGAUACUUUGUUAUGGAACGGAGAGAGUAUAAUAUAAAAAAUAAAAAAUAGGUGUUUGAUUUUAAUAUUUUUGAGGAAAAAAAAUGGGAUAAAUAGUGGAUUGAAAAUCCAAUCUCCCAAACAAACACACCCAAAAGAAACUUUAUUUAGAUAGUAGGGAGGUGGAUUUGGUCACCUGUUUAAAUUUUGAACCGCUUUCAGAUUUUAUUUAUCAGUUCGUCUAGUAUGAUUUGUUUUUACUGAAUCUAGUUCAAAUUUUUAAAUUCAAUCAAAGUUUAUUCAAAAUAUACUCAAAAAUUAGUAGCUGCAGAUUCCUGCAAUUAAAAAAAAAAAAAAAACCCUUAUUUACAUCCUAUAAGAAGUGACUCGGAGUGUGAAAUGGGUUAACUUGUGAUCCUCUAGCUAUCGUAUAGGAGUUUAAACCCGGACGCCUAGUGGUGAAAGGGAUUAACGUGUAAGAGAUGGCUAAUGAUGUGCGGUAAAUUUAUAACCGUGAGAUCAUAAAUUCAGUGGGACUUAUUUUUGUCAGACCUAGUUUGAAGACUAUUAGGUUCAAUCGAGAUUUAUGUAAUGCACUGGUCGAUAGCAGGCUACAAAUUUUCACAUUGUAAAAAAAAAUAAAUUAAAGAUCAGUUUACAUGAAAUUUUUGAAAAUUUUAUAAUUAUUCGAUAUUUAAAUAUAUAUAUAUAUUACAGUAAAUAUAUAUUUUUUACUAAACAUGAAAUUAAAUAAUUUUUAUUAUUAUUCUCAAAUUUUCAAUUGUUUUAUUUAAAAAUAACCUAAAUGAUCUUGUUAUUCAAUAGCUUAUUAUAUAUCCCCUGUUCGGCAACGUGAUGUCGUGAUCUCCACUAUUAAACAAACUUUGAAAAUUCACGCAAUAGUUUUACAGUCCAAUUAAAAAGCAACAAGUGGGAUGGCAUUUCGGUAAAUUAAGAGAAUAUUGGCACCAAAUUCCAAGUUCUCCGGCUAUUUAAAAUGCCCGCUCUCUGCUUCACGCUUUCUUUAUGCUUUGAAACUGAGCAGAAAGCCAUUAACAAAUGGGGAAACUUCUCGUUUUCCGCCUCCGCAUCUCCGCCUUAGUAGCGUUCAUUUUCUUCAUCACCACCGCCUGCGCAGGCGACGAUGUUAGCUGGAUGCCGAUCGGUGGUAAGGCGGAGGUUUGCCAAGGUUCGGUCGCCGAGUGCAUGGCCGACGGCGUAGAUGAGUUCGAUUUCGACAUGGAUUCGGAGAGCAAUCGGCGCAUUUUAGCAACCACUAAGUACAUCAGCUACGGCGCGCUGCAGGCGAACAACGUCCCGUGUUCACGUAGAGGUGCGUCCUACUACAACUGCCGACCAGGUGCUCAAGCUAAUCCGUACACUCGAUCGUGCAGUGCGGCGACACAGUGCCGGAGUUGAUUUUUGCGUGUAUUUACGCAGCUGGUAAACAUUAUCGCACUAUUUGGCUUUCUCAACAUCUGAUUUUUACAUUGUGUCGUUCUUGUUCCGCAUCUAUUGCUUGAUUGACUUCUUCUGCCGAGAGCACUUGUAAAAAUUUUUUAGGCAUAAUUUUGCUUGUCUACAUGCAUGAUUGAUGUUGUUUUAACGAACUUAGAAAGGAAAUUUAUACAAUUGAGAAUCCUCGGCUCUUGUAGCAAGAUUUUAAUCAUAGUUUAUCGUGCUAGUCUAGAAGAUGACGUUUUAAGAACAUUGGAUCCAGUAAACUGAAUUUUAUUUAUUAAUAUCCUACAGUUGUGUGUCUCUUAUCUCCUUGGACUAAUGAAUACAUCUUCAGCAC